AUGGUUGCCAAAGCCCUCUCCGUCGCCCUCCUGGCUGGUGCCGCCUCGGCCACCUGCCCCCUCUCGGUCCAGAUCUCCAACUCUGAUGCCCACGUUGUCAGCGUCGCUGUCACCAACACCGGCUCCGAGACUCUCCAGGUCUUCAAGGGCAACACGGUCUUCAGCGACCAUGCCACCAAGGAUCUCCUUGUGACCGAUGCCGAGGGCAACGCUCUCCCCUUCCAGGGCAUCUACGUCAACUACAAGCGCCAGGGCCUUGACGCCAGCGCUUUCCAGAAGAUCGAUGCUGGCGAGACUGUCACCGUCUCCGUCAACGCCGCCAAGAGCUACAAGCUCGAGGGCAUCGACGAGGCCAAGAUCACCGCCAUCCAGGGCUUCCGCUACGCCACUGGCGCUGAGGCUCCUGCCGACUUCAAGAGCCUCGCCUCUUGCGACGAUGUCACCUCCGGCGAGGUCGCGGUCACUCCCGACCAGGCCGUUGUCGCCGAGCAGCACAUCUCCCGCCGCAACAGCGCCACCCGCUCCCGCGUCGAGAAGCGCUCCAUCACCUACUCCUCUUGCUCCGCUUCUCAGACUUCCGCUCUGAAGACCAGCGUCAGCAACGCCAUCUCCAUGGCCAAGGCCGCCUCCACCGCUGCUGGCACCUCUUCCUACUACUACACCACCUGGUUCAAGUCCACCUCCGUCGUCUCCAAGGUCCAGACCAUCUACAACGACGUUGCCGGCGUCCAGACCACCUCCCCCAAGAUCUCCUGCACAGACACCUACAGCGACUGCACCGACGGCUCCGCCCUGCUGUACACCGUCCCCGACGACAACGUCAUCGUCCCCUGCCCCAACAACGGCUUCUGGGGCUUCCCCGAGCUUGCGUCUCAGUGCUCCGGCGACGACUACGACCGCGCCGGCAGCAUCCUCCACGAGAUGACCCACUUGUACGGCACCGGCGAUUACGGCUACGGCUACGUCGCUGCCCAGGCUCUGUCUGCUACCAGGGCUGCCGCCAACGCCGACACCUACGAGAUGUACGCUGAGAGCGUCCGCCUCGGUGGCUGCACCGUCGGCUAA
This is a messenger RNA of Colletotrichum aenigma, 1065 nucleotides long. Its product is annotated as Neutral protease 2-like protein. NCBI's taxonomy places the organism in Eukaryota, Fungi, Ascomycota, Sordariomycetes, Glomerellales, Glomerellaceae. Gene Ontology annotation, molecular function: metalloendopeptidase activity. Bases 1 to 1065 code for a protein of 354 amino acids. The record is from RefSeq and is a predicted model, not a curated record. The transcript is spliced from 2 exons. Gene Ontology annotation, biological process: proteolysis.